Molecule: messenger RNA, 4246 nt
Organism: Ailuropoda melanoleuca (giant panda)
Lineage: Eukaryota; Metazoa; Chordata; Mammalia; Carnivora; Ursidae
Gene: FAM194C
Product: family with sequence similarity 149 member C
Exons: 18
Coding region: 1049-3772 (907 amino acids)
Source: RefSeq, a predicted model, not a curated record
AAAAAUCUAUAUAUCCACUGAUAGUACAUCUCAAUUCAGAUGCUAAAUUUUCAUCAGGAAUACUUGGUCUGUAUUUAUAUUUCUUAGAAUAUACAGUGAAAAAGUAGAUUCACAAACCCAAGUUGUUCCAAACAUACAUUUCUAAGUUUGCCAGUAACUGAAUCAAAUACCAAUUCUUAAUUCAAUUUUCUUAGUCAUACUAGCCACAUCUCAGAUGCUCAGAAGACACGAGGCUAGUGCUACUGUCCUGCAUAGCACAACUCUGAAUGAUCUGUUUUUAUAUGCUUUAUGGUAUGACUACACAUAAUCCUUCCAUUAGUAACUAAAGGAUUGAUAAACAUUUCUUCCAGGCCUGCCUUAAGCACUCAGGCUAUUCUUACAGCAGUGUUUAACUCUGAGGCAAGGAGUCAUGAACUCUCCCAUCAGAAAACAUGACCACACCUUAUUCAUAUCUUUGUAGAGCUAAGCAAAAUGCUUUGGAUCAGAAAUUGCUUUGAAUUAUUUGUUUUCAUUGUAAUCUUUCCUCUAGGCCCUUGUGUGUUUUGAUGCAGUUCCUUUGAAUUGGCUAAAUAAAUCAUUUUGUUUGCUCGCAAAAUUCCCAAAGGAGAAACUUUAAAUCCAUAUACAUGAGAUUCCUGCUAUGUUUAGCCAUACAUUUGCCAGAGACUUGUGGGAUCAUUUAUUUCCUCUUAAAGCCACAGUGCAGCCUGCAGGAUGGUUUUCAGCUAACCUUGUGACAUCGAGAUGAGGCAGUAGAAUUUAGAAUUUGGAACAGGGGUGGGUACUGGUCUUUACAGUUAAUACAACUUAGAGUAGCCACGCCAUAUGUGUUUAGUUUCUUUUUCAGCCGGUGAAUUGAACUAAGUCAGUUGUAUGUCAAGCAGUUCCUGUAAAAACCUAUAUGGCUAAGGUUUUUAUUCAUAGACCACAAACAGAUCUUCCACCCCCAGGUCUCUAACUAUAAAAGGGGGCUCUGACUUUCUACAGCUACAGGUCCAUCUGAUCUGAGAUGGACAGUAUUACCUAGCAGGAUGCAUACUGUAGCAACAUGACCGACAUCAAGAGCAACCGAGAAUUGUACCAGCAGUACACAGCCUCGGCGCCCAGGCUGCUAGCCCGCAUCUCCAAACUGCUCAUCAGUUGCCGGACCGCAGGCAUUCCUGUACCUAAGGGCAUCAGGAACAUCUUUGAGUUCACUUGGGAGGAGCUCACUGCUGACCCCAUGUUGCCUACCCCGUCUGACAUCAUGGGCCUGGAGAUCAGCAUUGGACCCCCACCUGUGGUGCUCAUGGAAUUAGCCCCUGCACAGGCCCCUGUCCAGAAGAAGCCACCACCACCACCAGUACCACCACCACAGUUGCUGCCCACAUCCACUGGGUCAGCCAAGUUCACCCAGUCUUCCACCCAUGGCUAUCUAGCACACCCUGGCCAGGAGACCCUGCACAGAUUCCAGCGGCAGUCCAUCCACCUGCUGACAGAGCUGCUUACCCUGAAGAUGAAGGCCAUGGUGGAGUCCGUGUCUGUAGGUGCCAAUCCCCUGGACAUCACAAGGCGCUUCGUGGAGGCCAGCCAGCUCCUCCACCUCAAUGCCAAGGAGAUGGCUUUUGACUACCUGAUCGGCACAAUGGGGAGAAGCAGCCAGGGUGUCAGACAGAUAGGGAAAGAUUCCUUCAGGAACACUCUAGCCAUGGGAGUGAACACGCCUUACCAGCUUGUCUAUGAGUCCUCUACUGGCUGUCUGAGCUUUUCCCUCUCAACUGGAAAGGAAGUCAAGAAGAAAACAGACACUGGAGGCAAAUCAAAAAACUUAGAAGACAUAACCAUGCUGUCCUCCCAACGAGGAGCCGGAAUCUCUGCCUCCAACAGUGUGGAGUUCAGUGACCCCUGCCCAGAGGCACGGGAGAAGCUUCAGGAGAUGUGUCGCCAUAUAGAAGCCGAAAGGGCCUCGUGGAAAGGCAGGAAUUUCUCCAGCCCCCUGAUCUUUCGCAACUACAGGGCAAAGGUGCCUCAUCUAAUGUCAGCCCUGAAAGGGGACGCUCAGACCCCGAGCUCCCACCACCCUCACCCUCCAGGUGCUCAGACUUCCACUUCCACCCUUCACCAGCCUCCCGCCCACCACCAUCCUCACUUCGGCCGGCAUUCUCAGGAGUGGAAGGUAUCCAAGAAGAUCGUCAAGCUCCAUUACGCCUUCUGUGACGGGUCCUCCUUUGUGUACUAUCCCUCUGGAAACAUUGCCAUGUGUCAGAUCCCCACAUGCUGCAGAGGGAGAACCAUCACCUGCCUCUUUAAUGACACACCCAGCUUCUUCCUGGCUCUGUUAAAUGCUGAAGGACAGGGCUGUGUUCACUACAACAUGAAGGCCCGUUGUCCAUAUGUCCUGGUCUUGGAUGAGGAAGGUGGGACUGCCAAUGACUACAAGGGCUACGUAGUCCACAAAUGGAGCUGGACUUCCAAGACGGAGACUUUGCUCUCCCUGGAAUAUAAGGUGAAUGAGCAAAUGAAGCUGACGGUGCUGAGCCAGGACUCCAUCAUGGUCUCCUUCACCUCCCUAAAUGAAACAAUAACACUCUCUGUAUCAGCCAACAACUGUCCCCACGGGGUAGCACAUGAUAAACGGCUGCUAACCCGCAUGGACGACAAAAUAUUUAAGAUGAACCGAGCUCUGGCAGAGAUCAAGAAGCGGUUUCAAAAGACAGUGUCACAGUUUAUGAAUUCUGUCUUGCUGGCAGCAGGCCUGUUUACCAUAGAAUACCCGAUUAAGGAAGAGGCAGAAAUCAGUCGAGCCAAGGUAAAAUCAAGUCCCUAUUUCGAGCGGAGCACCAAGCCAAGUUUACACUCAGGAGAAGCCCUUUUAUUACGAUCUCAGCCAGCCCGACCUGAAUCCUCAAUGGGAGAGUCUUCAAAGGAAGAGCAUUGGUCUGCUUCUGUAAGCCCCACGCGGAGGAAGAGCAUCAGGAUCCAAGCCAAAGCCAUGGUCACACCCAGAGGAAGGGCUGGAGAGGUGCGCAGCCCCACCAGGUGGGCAGCCUCACCCUCCGACUGCCCGCUGGUGCUGCGGAAGCUCAUUCGCAAGGAAGACCUUCGGGCCGGCUGCAAGUGCAUGGUGAAGGCACCCCUGGUAACCGACGUGGAGCUGGAGCGCUUCCUGUCUGCACCCCGCGACCCCAGCCAGGUACUGGUGUUUGGGAUAGUCUCAAGCCAGAGCCCCACCAGCACCGCCCAGCUCCAAUGGCUGCUCGACACACUCUACAGUCACCAGCAGCAGGGCCGCGCCUCGCCCUGCAUCCAGUGCCGGCAUGACCCCUACCGCCUGCUGCGGUAUGACCUGGACAGCUCCCUGCAGAAGGACCCGCCCCUGCUGGUGAAGAAGUAUGCCGUGGUGCAGGGGAUGGUGCUGAUGUUCGCCGGGGGGAAGCUUCUCUUUGGUGGCUGUGUUUUGAAUGGAUAUGGCUUCAGCAGGCAAAAUCUGCUGAAACAGAUCUUCCAGGCUCGACACGACUGCAAGAUGGGCUACUUCUUGCCAGACAACUACAAAUUUAGCAUUCCAACCUACACCCCAGUCCUGGAAGACCCCAACUCAGCCAAGAAAGCAGUAUCGGAAGAUAUCCAAGAAAGCUUCUCCUCGUUGUCCGUGGGGGACAAGAUGGAGGAGUCCCCUCCUGAAGCUGAGAAGAAAAUGAAACCACCUGAAGUGGAUCUGCCUGUUCUCAGCAAAGCCAGGAGGGGCAGUAAGAAGGCAGUCCCCUGGAAAAAACAGGACUCCAAGAGAUGAUGCUGUCCCUACGGCUACCCAGAGCUCCAAGCCUGGACACAGCUCCUCUCACAUGAACCCCAGCCCUGCCUCCCAAACUUCCCACCCCCUUUCUCUGAGCCUCUGCAUAAUAAAUAAGCAUGCCUCCAACAUCUGGGUGAGGCCAUGGGAUAGGAUGGCUCCUGCAAGGCCCCCCAGAGCACUAUUCUAGGCUGAGUCCAUGGAAACUUGGUUCCUCUGACCCAGAGCUUCCUCUGUGACCAGUUAAAUCAGCCAGAGAAUCCCACAUUCCCAAGGAAACAGAUGUCUCACUCCAAGGGGGCCAACCCAAAGGGUACCUUAACCCUGGGGGGGGGGCGGGUUGUGGAUGGGACUAAAUUGUGCCCUCCUACCCUUAACAGGGUGGAAAAAGGCUCCACUUCUGGCCCAGAUGGAUAAGAGGGGGUGAGAGAGAAGAGGGAGGAGAGAGACAGAGAAGGAGAGGAGGAACAGAUG